AUGCUUUGCGUUAUUGGUUGCUGCCUCUUCGUCUAUCUGUCAGACAUUUACAGGCUGUGCCCUGGCUGGGGCUCCGUUCGAAGGUUCGACGGGGAUGGCAACGAGGACCAGAGAGCAAGAGAAGACUUGCUGCAACGCGAGUUUGCACAGCACCAGGCUGCAGCAUUGGAAGGAUCACCUGCUGCCACGAAGGUCUACGGCUCGAUAGGAAAGCCGACUUGGGGCGUCCUGGAGGCACCGACGCAGAAGGAAGUUCUGGUGCAGCAUCCAGUCUAUGGAGAAGUGAAGGUGCGAGAAAACUUUGAGGAGACUCAACGCCUGCGACGAGAGUCGUCGUGGUGGGCAAAGGAUGAGCGCUACUUCAUGGCGCAGUCGCACGUCUCGACGAACCAGUUGCUGAUCAAUGAGCCAGCGGCGAAGCUGACGGGCAACGUCAUGUGA
Symbiodinium necroappetens is the source of this 441-nucleotide messenger RNA. NCBI's taxonomy places the organism in Eukaryota, Dinophyceae, Suessiales, Symbiodiniaceae. The record is from the annotation of a GenBank genome assembly.